Messenger RNA from Ceutorhynchus assimilis (cabbage seed weevil), 810 nucleotides. NCBI's taxonomy places the organism in Eukaryota, Metazoa, Arthropoda, Insecta, Coleoptera, Curculionidae. The record is from the annotation of a GenBank genome assembly.
AUGCUCUACGACAACGAAGCUGAAAUCGGAGCUGCCAUAAGGGAAAAACUAGCCGAAGGAGCCAUAAAGAGAGAAGAAAUUUUCAUCACUAGUAAGCUUUGGUGUAACGCUAUGAGUCCCAAAUCAGUGGAGCCAGCUUUAAAGAAAACCUUGAGCAAUUUUGGUUUGGAUUAUUUGGAUUUGUAUUUGAUACACUGGCCAAUGGCUUUUGAGGCAAGUGAAGGUGGCGAUUUUUAUCCAUUAUCUCAAAAUGGAAAAGUUAAAUUUUCAAAUACUGACUACAUAGAUACAUGGAAAGCAAUGGAAGUUAUUUGCAAAAAAGGCUUGACCAAAUCCAUAGGAGUAUCAAAUUUCACCAUUGACCAAUUGCAAAGACUCUUGCAAAUAUCUGAAAUUAAACCAGUUGUUAAUCAAGUUGAAUAUCAUCCAUAUUUAAAUCAGAAUAAGUUAUUGUCAUUUUGCAAAGCCAAUGAUGUUUUAAUUGUGGCUUAUUCUCCUUUGGGUUCAAAUGAUAGACCCUGGGCUAAAAAAUCUGAUCCGUUGGUGAUGGAAGAUCCUAGAAUUCAAACUUUGGCGCAGAAAUAUCAAAAAACACCAGCACAAAUUAUUUUGCGAUAUCUGAUCCAAAUUGGUCUUGUACCAAUUCCAAAAUCCUCCAAUAAGAAACGAAUUGAGGAAAAUAUUGAUUUGUUUGAUUACGCAUUGGCUCCACAAGACAUUGAAGCAAUAGAUGCUUUUGAAACAGUUAUUAGAUAUCAUUGUCACUUGGAGACUCUAGGACAUCCAAACUAUCCAUUUUGUGAUGAAUAA